Molecule: messenger RNA, 1354 nt
Organism: Anopheles coustani
Lineage: Eukaryota; Metazoa; Arthropoda; Insecta; Diptera; Culicidae
Product: RNA-binding protein 34-like
Exons: 3
Coding region: 55-1194 (379 amino acids)
Cellular component (GO): cytosol
Molecular function (GO): mRNA binding
Source: RefSeq, a predicted model, not a curated record
AUCGUUUUGUCGGACACAUGUUUAUUCGUAUCUAAGCAAAAGAUCCCUUCUAAAAUGAAGGUAAAAGCCCAACAAACCAACUUUGCUGAUGUCGGAGUCGUGGAAGCAUCCAAGGCUAUCAAAAAGGAGAAAACGAAGACUAAAUCUAAGAAGGACAGUGGUGUUUUAGCUGCAGCAAAUUCUGUAGCGGCAGUGAAACUAAAGGAAACAAAUAAAUAUCAAACGGGUGAAGCACAGUCGCCUAAGAAAAUCAACGGUGAAAAUAGCCAAUUCUCAAAAACAGAAAACUCCACUGGAACAUUGCAACCGGUUAAAAGACAUAAGAAAAAAGAUGCAAAGAGAUUAGCUAGAGCUCAAGCAGCUGCUAACAAUACGACUAAAACCGACAAGGAGCCUUUGGCAACCACCCAAGCCAAAACUGAAGUCGAAGAGAAAACAGAAAAGAAGGCUAGAGCAGGAUCGGAAUGCACAAUUUUUAUUGGGAACUUACCACCAACUACUACCGAGAAAUUGGUUCGAAAUUUGUUCAAAAAGUAUGGACCAAUUUUGGCGGUGCGGUUCCGAACAAAUACUGGGGCAUACGUUGUUCGCAAGGAAUUGAAACAUGCGACAGCAAUCAACUGCUAUGUUCGGUUUGCGAGAAAGGAACAUAUGAGCAAGGCCUGCGAAAUGGAUGGGCAUACUGUCGAGCAAAAUCGCAUCCGCGUUACCCCCCAAGAUGUAAAGCCGCUGGGUUCUGUGGCUUCUACCAUAUUUGUUGGAAAUUUGCGUGCAGGUACCACGGACACUGAGUUGUAUGAUUUCUUUAGCACCGUUGGUGAAAUCGAAUACGUGCGACAGAUUGCAAAUCGAUAUGUCGCUUAUGUCUGCUUCAAGAAGGGGGUUUCACUCAAGAAGGCCUUCAAGUUGGACCAGCAAAAGUUGAACAACAGACCGAUAAGAGUCCAGCAAGUAGAUCCAAAAAUAACCAACAUAAAACGUAACAAAAAGGGUCACCUGGUGAAGAAAAACCGGCUGCCGACUGAUCAAACGACUAGCAAAGACGGGGGUACAAAACCCACUAAAGAUUUUCACGGACAGGUAGUGAAUGAAAGUGCCAAGAAAAAGAAGAAGAAAUCUUUAUCGAAAAGUGCAAAGGCUAAGAGGAACAUCUCUGAGAAGCUGAAGGCGGCCAUGAACGUUGGGAAGAAGUAAGGUGGAAAGAAUGGGAUUUGUUGUAAAAACCAACAUCGUCCAUAAGAAAGGCACAUAAGCCAACGAUGGCAUUGCAGUUUAAAGAUGCUUAUUAUGUUGCGACUGCACCAUAAGUUGUAAGUUCUACAUUUUCCUACGCAAUAAAAUCGUAAACCGAGAA